Naegleria fowleri is the source of this 375-nucleotide messenger RNA. RefSeq lists its product as uncharacterized. Lineage: Eukaryota; Heterolobosea; Eutetramitea; Acrasida; Naegleriidae. The record is from RefSeq and is a predicted model, not a curated record. The coding region runs from base 1 to 375 and encodes 124 amino acids. The transcript has a single exon.
AUGAAACCCUUUAACUUGUCUGCCGGAGGUGGCUACCCUUCAGUAAGUGGUGCUGGUGCAGGAACACCCCUCUCACACCCCUCUCAACCUUCCUCUUCCAAUGUUGGUCAUGACGAUUUACAUCCCAAUGUCUCACCUCCUUUCCAAACCUCACCGUCAAGUGGUGUGACCGAAGGUGGAGGAAGCAGUCAAGUGGGUCCGCAUGAUCCCAUAUUUUCGGGAACACAUCGACCCCCAGAACAACAUCCUCACUUUGAUCCCGUUUAUCCACACAAUCCCAUGGGAGAUCCCAUCCCUGACCAUCAACGGGUGCCUCAUGAUUUGGACGAAGAUUCGAGUGGUCUUGGCUUGGAGGAAUCCCAUCAACAUGAAUAA